AUGGAUGGUAUUUCUUCCAACGAUUUUUCUCCUCUGGGUUGGCCUCUGCAACUUAACAGUGGAUCCAGUGCUUGGGCUGAGCGUGUUUUGGAAGGGUCCAACAGGGCGUUCACCUCAGAUGAGAAAUGUUCCACCGAUGCCGUAGAAGAGAGAAUGUCCUUGUCGCAUGUUACGCACCUUAAAGGACGUCAGUUGCUUACCGGAGCUGGAUUUUUGGAUUCGAUUGGUCAUUCUGCUACCCUGUUGUCUCGCUGGUGUUUGUCGCUGGAACUCUUCGGUCGGCACUUCUCCGACGAUGUGGGAGCAGAACAUAGCAGCUACAUACUGGAACUAGGUGGCUUCACGGUCAAGGAAGCGCGCUUUCGUAAACAUAUGGAGCGUCUUCGGAAUGGUGAACGCCGUGAUCUAACCUUGGAGGUGGAACGUGAACAUGCGUCGUUGAUUUUGGGUACUGUUCGUCAGCUGAGCGCGGAAUAUGUCAAACGCCAGUCUGCAACAGGAAAUCAACCAACAACCUCUGGCGCACCCAACACACCAUCAACCGGCAUUGGACGAUAUUCAGUCAGCUACAAUCCGCUCAGUCAACACUCCACCUCUGCGCCUAACGCUCUGCGUUCUAACACCUCUAGCAACGCUCCAAUUGCUGUAGCCUUUCUACUUGGAACAACCACAGACUCACCAUUGCUUGGCACCUUGUUCGGAGCAAGUCCUGCACCGACUACUCCAUUCGCACCCUCUGGACCGUUGACUCUAAAUCAGCCGGCGGUUCUCUCUUGUCAUCGAGUUAAGGUUACCUUCAAAGAUGAACCAGGCGAAGGCAGCGGUGUUGCGCGUUCUUUUUUCACUGCGUUCUCAGAGGCGGUGCUGGCCCAAGACGUAUUGCCCCAAUUAAACGCACUCGUCGCACCCAUGACUACUAGCGCUGCUACCUCAACCACACCGCGUAAGUAA
Messenger RNA from Echinostoma caproni, 951 nucleotides. The record is from the annotation of a GenBank genome assembly. Lineage: Eukaryota; Metazoa; Platyhelminthes; Trematoda; Plagiorchiida; Echinostomatidae.